AGCGUCAUAGGUAGUAUCUUGCGGUCACAUGCUUGGUCACUGUACAGUCUUGAACGUACCUUUGCAUUUGAUUUGUAUCGACAACAUAACUUGUAUAUUUCUCUCUUGAUAAUUCUGUUUAGGAUAUAGGAAAGCCACUAUACUAUGUCCUCCAUCAGAGCCAGUGUAAUUGUUGUUGGGGCGGGCAUGGCCGGUCUCUCAGCGGCACAGCAUCUCUUCAACGCCGGGUUCACCGACGUUCAGAUUCUGGAAGCCAGUAAUAGACUUGGUGGACGGGUACACACGUAUGAUAUUGGUGACCACAAGGGCAGGUCCGCUCUGAUCGAACUCGGCGCUAAUUUUAUCCACGGAACCAAUGGAAACGCAGUGUAUAGCUUAGCAACAGAGCACAACUUACUCGAUCCUUUCGUCUUACUAGACAGAAUGGGAGGAUGUGUAUACACCGAAGAUGGCAGGAGGAUAGACCAAUCUCUGACUGACAGGGUCUGGAAGAUCUUCCGUGAAGUGGAGAAAGAGCUGGAAGACAUUGUGUCAGAGAACACGGAUCCCUCCGCUGACGUAGGGAGAUAUAUGGAAGAUCGUUUACAAGAGAGGCUUGGAGAAUUUGCCCCUGACCAAAAGAGUGACACCCGAGCUCUGUUGAACUGUAUGCUGAAUUAUCUAUCAUUUCAUACCGGAGAAGAUAUCGAAAAGGUGUCCCUGAAAUAUAUAGGUUGUUACCGGGAGCUAGAUGGCAAGAAUGUUAUAUUACCAAACGGUUUCCGUAGUAUCAUAGAUGUUAUAGCACAAGACUUGCCACCAAAUACGCUUCGUUUCAAUACGAAGGUUGAUAAAAUAAGUUACCAUAACACUAAAACUGUUACAAUCACUUGCCAAACUCCCUCUGGAAAAAGAACUUUUGAAGCAAACCACGCAGUAGUCACGUGCUCUUUAGGAGUUCUAAAAUCUUGUCACUCGGAGAUGUUCGAGCCCCCGCUUCCAACAAAAAAAGUCAAAUCUAUUGACGCCAUUGGUUAUGGAACUGUCAAUAAGAUAUUUCUAAAAUGGAAAGAGCCAUUUUGGCAACGCGGAGAGGGGCGUAUGAAAUUUGCCUGGAAAACAAGAAACACUACCAGCAGAACCUCGCAAUGGUAUAAAAGUUUAUUUGGAUUUGAUGAAAUUCUUAAUAACGACUGCACUUUGUGUGGCUGGAUUCACGGAAAAGCGGCCGAACAUUUAGAGACUCUGACCGACCAAGAGGUUAUGACCCAAUGCGUGACACUAAUCCGUCAGUUUCGAGGUGACCCGAAGAUCCCAGCGCCCACGGAAAUUCUUAGAUCCGCGUGGCAAACCAAUGAGUUUACCCGUGGUUCCUAUAGUUUUUUGUCCCAGAUGUCCUCCCCCGAAGACAUUGCUUGUCUAGGGGAGCCCCUGUACGUGGAAGAGGCACCCGUUGUUCUGUUUGCCGGGGAGGCGACCCAUCCUCAUUUCUUUUCGACCACACAUGGGGCUCGUGAGUCAGGGAUCAGGGAAGCUGAACGUCUUGAAAACUUCUACCAAAAACAACUUCGUCAUUGAUAUUUUAUUUAAGAAAAAAUGAGGAAAAAUGAAUCAUUCUUUUGCAAUUGGUAUUAUGAGGUGAUAUUAUACGGUCGGUAUGAUCAAAUCCAGUAAAGCCCGAAGGGCUUUAUGAUAGAUUUGAUCACGUCCAAUAAAGCCCGGGGGCCUCAUGAUAGAUUUUUGAUACAUCCAACCGUAUUUGAUCCCCUCAUAAUAUCAAAGAAUGAUUCCUUAUUACUUAUAUUUAUAUAUUAUAAUUUUCAGUAAUUGUACGAUUUAAUAUUAAACAAGUUAUUAACGAAAUGUUAUAAAAUCGAUUCGUGGUGUUAUAACAGACA
Messenger RNA from Magallana angulata, 1877 nucleotides. RefSeq names its product spermine oxidase-like. The transcript is spliced from 3 exons. The coding region runs from base 145 to 1557 and encodes 470 amino acids. Lineage: Eukaryota; Metazoa; Mollusca; Bivalvia; Ostreida; Ostreidae. Gene Ontology annotation, molecular function: polyamine oxidase activity. The record is from RefSeq and is a predicted model, not a curated record.